AUAGUUCCACAGAAAAAUAGCUUGGUUUCUGCGAAGAGCAACAUAGCUAGGCCUCAGCGAUGGCUGCCGUUGAAGAAGGAGCUAACGCCAAUCAGUAUACACAAGAUGGGACAGUCGAUCUCAAAGGAAACCCUGUUCUUAGAUCCAAGAGAGGUGGAUGGACUGCUUGCUCCUUUGUUGUUGUUUAUGAGGUGUUUGAACGGAUGGCCUACUAUGGCAUAUCGUCGAACUUGAUCCUAUAUUUGACGAAGAAGCUUCACCAAGGUACAGUCACAUCUGCUAAUAAUGUCACAAACUGGGUUGGCACCAUUUGGAUGACUCCUAUUUUGGGUGCAUAUGUUGCUGAUGCUCAUCUCGGUCGUUAUUGGACAUUCCUCAUCGCUUGUAUCAUCUAUCUGUCGGGAAUGUCUGUAUUAACCCUAGCAGUUUCACUUCCUGCUCUGAAACCUCCAAAAUGCCUGGAGGCGAAUGUCGAAAACUGUAAGAAAGCCUCCACAUUACAGUUAGCUGUGUUCUAUGGUGCACUCUACACUCUAGCUAUUGGCACAGGAGGGACAAAACCAAAUAUAUCAACCAUUGGAGCAGACCAAUUUGAUGACUUCGAGCCUAAGGAGAAGGCUCAAAAACUCUCCUUCUUCAACUGGUGGAUGUUCAGCAUCUUCUUUGGCACUCUCUUUGCCAACACUAUUCUUGUUUACAUUCAAGAUAAUGUGGGAUGGAGCUUGGGCUAUGGACUUCCAACUAUUGGCCUUCUCAUUUCUAUCUUGAUUUUUUUGGCUGGCACACCCUUUUACAGACACAAGGUGCCUUCUGGAAGUCCAUUUACAAGAAUGGCUAAAGUCAUAGUAGCUGCAAUAAGAAAAAGGAAGGUGAAACUUCCUAGUGACCCUAAGGAACUCUAUGAGCUUCAACUGGAUGAGUAUGCAACCAAAGGAAAAUUUAGGAUUGAUUCUACACCGAGCAUAAGGUUCCUCAAUAAGGCUGCUGUGAAAACAGCCUCAACUAGUCCGUGGAGGCUAUGCUCAGUUACUCAAGUGGAAGAGACGAAGCAAAUGGUGAGAAUGAUCCCAAUUUUGAUUGCUACAUUUGUUCCAAGCACUAUGCUUGCACAAAUCAAUACAUUGUUUGUCAAACAAGGAACCACCCUUGACCGAGGAGUUGGAAACUUCAAGAUCCCCCCAGCAAGUUUAGCUGGAUUUGUAACAUUGUCCAUGCUCAUCAGUGUGGUGCUCUAUGACCGGUUCUUUGUUAAGAUCAUGAGAAAGUUGACAAAGAAUCCUAGAGGAAUCACUCUCCUUCAAAGAAUGGGGAUUGGAAUGAUUCUCCACUUUUUCAUAAUGGUAAUUGCAUCUCUGACCGAGAGGUAUCGACUUCAUGUUGCCAAGGAACAUGGAGUAGUCGAAAGUGGAGGCCAGGUUCCUCUAACCAUACUGGUUUUGCUUCCUCAAUUUGUGCUUAUGGGGACAGCUGAUGCAUUUUUAGAGGUUGCCAAGAUUGAGUUCUUCUAUGAUCAAGCACCUGAAGGCAUGAAGAGUCUUGGGACUUCUUAUUCCAUGACCACUUUGGGAGUGGGAAACUUUCUCAGUAGUUUUCUUCUUUCAACAGUUUCUCACAUCACCAAAGAGCAUGGUCACAAGGGGUGGAUACUCAACAACUUGAAUGCUUCUCAUCUUGACUACUAUUAUGCGUUUUUUGCCGUACUCAACUUCUUAAACUUCAUUUUCUUCUUAUUUAUGACUAAGAUGUAUGUAUACAAGGCAGAAAUUUCGGAUGCAAUUGAAGUGCUCGCUGGAGAGUUGAAGGAGACACCAAUGUACAGGCUACCAAAUCAAGAAGAUUAGUCUAAGUGAUGGAUUCAAUUAAGUAAGAUAGAAAUUGAAGCUGCUUGCUUUUGAUUUGGGGGUUUACCUUCGCUGGGUAGACAAACGCAAAAGAUAUUUUGUGAAUGCUUGAGAUUGUUCUUUACAGUUUUACUUGUUAAUCAGAAAUAUUGAUGGAAUAUAUAUAUUAAUGUACUUAUGGUUUUCA
This is a messenger RNA of Argentina anserina (silverweed cinquefoil), 2028 nucleotides long. RefSeq names its product protein NRT1/ PTR FAMILY 5.2-like. Bases 60 to 1841 code for a protein of 593 amino acids. The transcript is spliced from 4 exons. The record is from RefSeq and is a predicted model, not a curated record. Gene Ontology annotation, biological process: dipeptide transport; transmembrane transport. Lineage: Eukaryota; Viridiplantae; Streptophyta; Magnoliopsida; Rosales; Rosaceae. Gene Ontology annotation, molecular function: dipeptide transmembrane transporter activity; tripeptide transmembrane transporter activity. Gene Ontology annotation, cellular component: membrane.